AUGGCCGGCAACCUCUUCGGCCGCCUUGCCCCGUCCUCACGAGGCACCCGGUCGUUCUAUGAGGAGCUGCGCUCGCACGAUGAUGCCGACUUGGAAGAGGGGGCAGGCCUGAACGUCGACGAAGAAAACUUCCGGCAGCAGCUCAGCGGGUUCGAUGCCGAAGCCCUGGCAGCCGGCGACAGCCGCCUCACCGUUGACAGCGCCGCGGGGGGCGGUGGCCACUUGGGCAAGGCGACCAGACAGCAUCGAGGCCUUGGCGAAGUACCAACGCGGUGGCCCGUCCACGACGACGAACUGGACAGUGAUGUUCCGGCAUCCUUGUUGGUAGAGCCCAACGACGUCGACACAUUUCAUCCAGGCGGACAAAUGCCUGAAAACCGGCAGCCCCAGACACGGCCGCCCUACGGCAGUGGGAACCCCGGAAGUAGAUCGCAGCUGCAAUGGGACGAUGCGACGGCUCAGCAACGCCUCCAUCAAGAUGAACCCCGAGGGCCAUCGUCUAUGCCGCAACCGCGAUCUCUUAUGAGGGACACCGUCACGGGCGGACGACGAGAGAAGUCUCUUUGGAGAUGGGCCAAUACCUCGAGCCUCGACACCUUCAUACGAGACGUUUAUCAUUAUUACGAGGGUUGCGGCCUACUGUGCAUUCUGUGCUCGAACGCCUUGUGGCUCCUGGAGACGCUGUUCGUCGCCGUGUUACUGACGUUCCUGACCCAAUGUAUUGACUACACCAAGGUUCCUCAUAGCAAAUCCCUCAACCAAGUUGUCAUCAAGCAGUGCACAAGAAACAUGUCCGGCCUCUGGAGCUUCGGAAUCUGGCUUUACUCCUUCUUCUUCAUCUGGAAGUCUGUGCAGUACUUCUUCGAGAUCCGUCGGCUCAUCCAUAUCCGCGACUUUUACGUCUACCUACUUGAGAUUCCAGAGCAGGACAUGCAGACAGUGUCAUGGCAAGACAUUGUAGCCCGCAUCAUGACGCUGCGCGACCAGAAUCCAAAGACGGCCAUGAAUAUGCCCCAAAACCUGCGCCGCUUCAUCGGCAGCCAGUCCAAGGAAAGGUUGGAUGCUCACGACAUCGCGAACCGGUUGAUGCGCAAGGAGAACUACCUCAUCGCCAUGAUCAACAAAGAUGUCCUGAACCUUUCACUGCCGCUGCCGCUGCUGCGGGGCAGGCAGCUGUUCUCCAAGACCAUGGAGUGGUAUCUGCACUACGGUAUCAUCGACAUGGCGUUCAACGAGCUGGGACAGGUGCGACAAGAUUUCCUGCGGGCAGAUCGAAGGGGCAUACUCAGCCAAAAGUUGAAACAGCGGCUUUAUUUUGCUGGACUCCUGAACCUCGUCUUUGCGCCGGUAGUGCUCGCUUAUGUCAUCAUCGUCUACUUCUUCACCUACUACAACGAGUACCAAAAAGACCCCAAGCUGGCAGCGGCGCGCAAAUACACUGCGCUGGCCGAGUGGAAGUUUCGAGAAUUCAAUGAGCUACCGCACAUCUUCUACGAAAGGCUGCACAUGUCGUUCCCAUUCGCGACCCGAUAUAUUGACCAGUUCCCGAAACGAAUGACGGAGGAAAUUGCCCGCAGCAUCUCGUUCAUGUCUGGGGCAAUCACAGCGGUGCUCGCCGUCUGCACAGUCCUAGACUCGGAGCUCUUCCUCGGGUUUGAGAUCACCAAGGACCGAACAGUUCUCUUCUACCUCGGCGUCUUUGGAGGCAUCUGGGCGAUGACGCGCGGAAUGAUCUCUGAAGAGACGAGCGUCUUCAACCCAGAGUACGCGUUGCGAAACGUGAUCGAGUACACUCACUACAUGCCAGACCAUUGGAACGGGCGAUUGCACAGCUUCGAGGUUAAAAAGGAAUUUUCCGAGCUGUACAAGAUGAAGGUGCUCAUAUUCCUGGAGGAAGUCAUGGGAAUCAUCACCACGCCGAUGCUGCUGCUCUUCUCGCUGCCCAAGUGCAGUGAGCAGAUUGUCGACUUCUUCCGAGAAUUCACCAUUCACGUCGAUGGGCUGGGAUACGUUUGUUCGUUUGCCGUGUUUGACUUCAAAAAAGGGAUCGGCAGGGCUGCGCAGCAGGGGAGAGACCAUGACGUUCGCGAAGACUACUACUCGACCAAGCACGGUAAGAUGGCUGCCUCAUAUUACGGCUUCUUGGACAACUACGUCAUCAACCCCAAGACGGGAAUCCCGGGGCAUAUGCCGCCUGGGGUGCGGCAACAGUUCCAUCCGCCACCGGCAUUCCCGAGCCUGAACUCACCGACGCUGGCCGCAGACAUGCAGGGCUCCCACAUCAUUGAAGAGGCGGCGGAGGACCGGGCUAGCGAGGAGCUGGACGGGCACGAGGUUGGGGGCAUACUUGGAGAGUCUACAUGGGAAACCUCGCCCGGGCAGGAUCUGAGCCGCGAAAAUAGCGCAGCCAACGCCGAGGAGCCCGAGGCGGGCGUUUUAGGGCUGAUAUACCAGCUGCGGCAGACGCAACACAGCAGGCGAGGCGGUGUCGUUUAG
Molecule: messenger RNA, 2496 nt
Organism: Hirsutella rhossiliensis
Lineage: Eukaryota; Fungi; Ascomycota; Sordariomycetes; Hypocreales; Ophiocordycipitaceae
Product: autophagy protein apg9 domain-containing protein
Exons: 4
Coding region: 1-2496 (831 amino acids)
Biological process (GO): protein localization to phagophore assembly site; autophagy of mitochondrion
Cellular component (GO): autophagosome; phagophore assembly site
Source: RefSeq, a predicted model, not a curated record